Apis laboriosa (Himalayan honeybee) is the source of this 1792-nucleotide messenger RNA. RefSeq names its product chitinase-like protein Idgf4 (gene Idgf4). Gene Ontology annotation, biological process: carbohydrate metabolic process; chitin catabolic process. Lineage: Eukaryota; Metazoa; Arthropoda; Insecta; Hymenoptera; Apidae. Gene Ontology annotation, molecular function: chitin binding. The transcript is spliced from 6 exons. The coding region runs from base 114 to 1448 and encodes 444 amino acids. Gene Ontology annotation, cellular component: extracellular region. The record is from RefSeq and is a predicted model, not a curated record.
AUCCAGCGACCCCCACCACUCCCCACACACCGUCUGCCGGCCAAGGUAUCAAAGUCUCCGGCGAACGAGUCGCCGCGGACAGUCCGCUUCUUCCUUUCGAAAAGAGUCAGCGAAUGGUCGCGAAAAUGAAAGUGUUAAUUUUCGCCGCUGUUGCGAUAUUCUGCGUCCAAUCUGUGCUCACUGUCGACACACACGAGCACAAUAAGAUUGUGUGCUACUGGAAUACGUCGGCCUUCGAGCGACAAGGGCCAGGAAAAUUCCAGCUGGACGACAUUCAGUCGGCCCUCUCCCUCUGCACGCAUUUGAUCUAUGGAUUCGCGGGGAUCAACGCGGAGACGUUCGAAGUCGUUCCUCUGAAGCCAUCACUGGACACAGGAGUCGGAUACUCUUAUUACAAACUCGUCACUCAGCUAAAGAGAUCAUUCCCAAAUCUCAAGAUCUAUCUCAGUAUAGGUGGCAACGCCGAUCCUGAUGACGAGACUCAUAAAUAUCUCGUUCUCACGGAGACAUCGCAAUCGAGAUCGAAAUUCAUCAGCUCUGUGAAUCGGCUCCUCAACGACUACGAUUUCGAUGGGAUCGACCUGGCUUGGCAGUUCCCACCCGCCAAAGUUAAGAAGGAACGCGGCACAUUUGGCUCGAUCUGGCACGGCAUCAAGAAGACCUUCGGCUACGGUAAAUUCAAGGACGACAAAGAGGUGGAGCAUCGUGACGGUUUCACCAUCCUGGUCCGCGACUUGAAGGCCCAGCUCAGGCCAAGAAUGAAGGAUCUGACGAUUGGUGUCCUACCUCACGUGAACAGCAGUGUUUAUUACGACGCGAGAUUGUUAGCGCCCAAUAUCGACGCCGUCCACCUCUUCACUUUCGAUCAAAAGACACCGGAACGCAAUCCACAGGAAGGCGAUUAUCCAGCGCCUAUCUACGAGAGUUACGGCCGUGUUCCUCAGGAUAAUGUAGAUUCAACGGCCAGUAUCGAUUCCGUUUCAAGGUACUGGCUCGAGAACGGGACUCCGGGUUCCAAGAUCGUUGUUGGGAUUCCAACAUACGCCCGUACGUGGAAGCUGACGUCGGACAGUCAAAUAUCAGGGGUGCCACCUAUAGUGGCCGACGGGCCGGGGGCCGAGGGGCCGCACACCAACACGCCAGGGCUUCUUUCGUACGCGGAAGUUUGCUCGAGGCUGACCGAAUCUGCCGUGGGUCGUUUGAGGCGCGUCGGUGAUCCGUCGAAGAAGUAUGGCAGUUACGCGUACCAACCUUACAACGAGAACACAGGGGCGGAUGGAAUUUGGGUCGGUUACGAGGAUCCCGACACGGCUGGGAACAAGGCAGCCUACGCCAAAGCGAAAGGUUUGGGCGGAGUGGCCAUCUACGACUUGUCGUUGGACGAUUUCCGCGGCGUCUGCACAGGGGACAAGUAUCCCAUAAUAAGGGCCGCUAAAUACAAGCUGUAAAAAAGUUACUAGAGAGACAAUAUAUAUAUAUAUAAAUGAAAAUGUGGCCAAUUUGCAUAAAGUUUGGAAGUUAUUUUGAAAAAUAUUUUGUAUUAUAUUUUUUUUGUUUUUUUGUUUUACGUUAAGAAGAUUUUCCCAGUUGGCCCAAUUGAGUAUUUUGCAUUUUGCUUUUUACUUUUUAUAUUUUCAGACAUUAUUUUAUAAGUCGUUCGUCAACUGUACGUUAUCGUUUAAGAUAUUUUAUUCGUGUUUUACGAGACGAGAAAUGAUUUGAAAAAAAAAAAAAAAAAAGAGUGUUGUAUUGGAAAUUACGUAUAUGAGAAUAAAGAAUGAUAUGAAAAUAA